This is a messenger RNA of Emericellopsis atlantica, 1368 nucleotides long. Its product is annotated as transferase family-domain-containing protein. Bases 1 to 1368 code for a protein of 455 amino acids. NCBI's taxonomy places the organism in Eukaryota, Fungi, Ascomycota, Sordariomycetes, Hypocreales, Bionectriaceae. Gene Ontology annotation, molecular function: acyltransferase activity, transferring groups other than amino-acyl groups. The transcript has a single exon. The record is from RefSeq and is a predicted model, not a curated record.
AUGUCCCAGACCCUGCGCCAACCUGGCAUUUUUGGCCAGCUAUGCUGGGACACGUAUACCGUGCUGAUCUUGGGGUUCGCAGAUCAGCCCGGCACGACCCGCGAUGACAAUGUCGCAACCCUUGACAAAGCUGCCUUGAAGGUCUUUGACGCGUACCCUUCACUCGCUGGACAAGUGAUCAAGACUGGCAUCUCUGACACCAACUCUGGCAAAUACGAGAUUGUCCCCUACCCUCCUCAUCAGAACAAGUCGCCUGUGCUCUCCAAAGACUGCACUGCUCUCUGCCCUUCCUACGCAGAGAUCGCCGCUGCCGAUGCGCCCUUUGCUAUGCUGGAUGGCGAUGUACUUUGCCCUGUCAAAGGCAUGGGAUACCAGUACGAGCUUGGUGCUGAGCUUCCCGUCUUCCUUGUCCAGGCUAAUUUCGUCGAGGGCGGCGUCCUCCUGUGCUUUGCUUCUAUGCACAAUGCCCUUGAUAUGAACGGCCAAGGCACCGUUCUGAAGAUGUUCGCCGCAGCAGGUCGCGGCGAAGAGCUUGAUGCAGACCUAGUCGCUGUUGAGCAGCGUGAUGCGGACACCAUUGUGCCUCUACUCAAGGAGGGCGAGGCUCCCGCAAACCACGAUAGCAUGCGCAGGCCGUCGGCCCUUGCAGCAAAUACCGGCCCCAGCACAGAAGUCAAGAAGGCUCCCAAGCCGGCGAUCUGGACAUAUUGGCGGUUUUCGGCCCAACAGCUCGAGGGUCUCAAGAAGGAAGCCUCAAGUGGCCGCACCUGGGUGUCAACCAACGAUGCAAUCACAGCCUUCCUGGUACAACGCCUCACAGCCACCCGUAUAGCUGAGGGUCGCGUCAGCAAGAACGAGCUGGUACAGCUUCAGCGUGCGGUUGACUCGCGCUCGGUGGUGAAACCCGCCAUAGGCGAGGGUUACCUCGGUCACCUCGUGGCUCUUGCGGACAAGAGCUGGAAGACGGCGGAAGAGGUCGCCACCUCCUCCUUUGCAGACGUUGCUGUUGAUGUGCGGGAGUCACUCAAGGCUGUUGACGACCACUUUAUCCGCAGUCUCGUCACCUUGAUCAAAAACACAGAAGACAAGACGACCAUCUUCUACGGUGCGGGCAACAAGGCUGGCCGAGACUUCCUCUGCUCUUCAUGGGCGCAGCUUCACUGGUUGAACGAGUGUAGCUUUGGCAAGGGCCUCGGCUCUCCGGAUUUUGUGAGGCGAGCAAGGAUGGCGCCUGUUCCUGAUCUCACAUACAUCAUGCCGAAGAACAAGAAGGGGGACAUGUACGUUGCCACGAGCUUGUUUCAUGAGGACUUCGUGGGACUGGCCAAUGAUGAUGGGUGGAGGGCCAGAGCUAAGCUUGUUGGUUAA